CUGAAUCAACUAGUCUCAAAGACCACAUGAGAACUCAUACAGGAGAAAAACCAUAUAAUUGUUCUAUAUGUCAAAAAAGUUUUUCUCUCUCAACUAAUCUCAAAAGACACAUGAGAACUCAUACAGGAGAGAAACCAUAUAAUUGUUCUAUAUGUCAAAGAAGUUUUUAUCAAUCAAAUGAUCUCACAAAACACAUGAGAACUCAUACAGAAGAGAAAACAUAUACUUGCUCAACAUGUCAAAGAAGUUUUUCUCGAUCAAGUGAUCUCAAAACACACAUGAGAACUCAUACAGGAGAAAAACCAUAUAAUUGUUCUAUAUGUCAAAGAAGUUUUUCUCAAUCAAGUGUUCUCAAAACACACAUGAGAACUCAUACAGGAGAAAAACCAUAUAAUUGUUCUAUAUGUCGAAAAAGUUUUUCUCAAUCAACUCAUCUCAAAAAACACAUGAGAACUCAUACAGGAGAACAACCAUAUAAUUGUUCUAUAUGUCAAAAAAGUUUUUCUCUCUCAACUAAUCUCAAAACUCACAUGAGAACUCAUACAUGA
Molecule: messenger RNA, 548 nt
Organism: Macrobrachium nipponense
Lineage: Eukaryota; Metazoa; Arthropoda; Malacostraca; Decapoda; Palaemonidae
Product: zinc finger protein 79-like
Exons: 1
Coding region: 27-548 (173 amino acids)
Biological process (GO): regulation of transcription by RNA polymerase II
Molecular function (GO): DNA-binding transcription factor activity, RNA polymerase II-specific; RNA polymerase II cis-regulatory region sequence-specific DNA binding
Source: RefSeq, a predicted model, not a curated record